Molecule: messenger RNA, 1957 nt
Organism: Penaeus indicus
Lineage: Eukaryota; Metazoa; Arthropoda; Malacostraca; Decapoda; Penaeidae
Product: carbohydrate sulfotransferase 12-like
Exons: 5
Coding region: 123-1208 (361 amino acids)
Biological process (GO): carbohydrate biosynthetic process
Cellular component (GO): membrane
Molecular function (GO): sulfotransferase activity
Source: RefSeq, a predicted model, not a curated record
UCGCGUCCCUUUCAGUUGCGGAGCACCAUGCGUCGCUGAAUAUCUGCUCACUCCGCGUCAGUUUCAUUUCUUACAUUCACUCUGUGUAUGUGACUGUACCUGUGGUUUUGGCAUUCUUCGUGAUGUACAAAUACAAAGAUCUUUCUGUGGUUCUGCUGUAUCUAAUUCUCAUUGUCUUAAUUACCAUUAGUAUAUUUGCAUACAAAACCAAAGAAUAUGGCUCUACACUCCCCAUCAACCGGACGGAGAAUUCCCAACCUUCUGCCGUAUUGGACAUCAUUGAGCUAAAAGAACAGUUUCCUGCUCCUACGACGACCUCGGAAUCAACUGGAAGCAACAUCACGCAACGGGAGCUCGCAAAGGCCGAGGAAACUUGGAAGAGAAGCAUCGAGCGCAGGUUCGCUGAAAGACGGGAGUCGGUUCGCGCGCGGUGUGAGGAAGUGGGUCCCUAUAGGUACAAUGCAAAGAGAACAGCCCAAAUGUCAUUUUACUGCAGCAAAAACUACAAUAUUUUCGUGUGUGUUACUGCUAAGUCCGGCGCCACUACCUGGAAAACUCACCUCCUCCGGAUGGACGGCGUGACCGAGCACGUCCGCAAUCCGCACAAAGGAAAAUACGACACUUUAAUCCGCGCCAGCAUUCAGCUUGAUCCCGACCAGCUCCAGGAGGCAGCGACAUCCCGGUCCGCCACUCGAAUCAUGACUGCCAGACACCCUCUCACGCGCCUCGUCUCUGCCUACCGGGACAAGUUUAACGACGGGGAGCGCCCUCCGGUAUCCCGGUGGGGUCGAUUAACCGCAAGACAUUGCAAGAACUGCACUGGCCCCGGCGGGACUCUCCCUUUUCCUCAGUUUCUCACAUUGGUAUUAACUGAGGCGAAUUCUAUGGGUGUGGCGGGAUUAGACAAGCACUAUCGCCCCUAUUCCACCGUCUGUAGUCCGUGCGAAAUCCAGUAUGAAUAUAUUUUCAAACAAGAGACCUUCGACGAAGACCUUCACUACUUAACUCAGGUUCUUAAUCUCAAAGAGGUGAAAACUGGGCUGCGAACGAACACCAAGGGAAACACGACACAGUAUUCCAGUUACUUGGACUACUAUAGGGAUGUUCCUCCUGAUGUCCUGAGGCAAAUCUACAAAGUGUAUGAAAAGGAUUUCAGAAUUUUCGACUAUGAAUUUCCUGAGACUCUUUUGAGAAAAAUGGGAGAAUAAAAGUUUCCACCUACAUAGAUUGUGUUUAAAGGCAGCCCUUUUAGAAAAUGAUUAUCCAGUUACCAUAUGUAAAAACAAAUAAAUGAUUAUGAAAUGUAUUUUUUGUAUAACAAAGCUUCACUCUGUAUCUUUUAAAUCUUAUGGAGUAAACAGUGGUCAUGAAAUGCAAUGUUUACAUGACAAUUUACAGUACUUCAAAGUGCAGUGUGAUAUCUUACACUUCCAGGAAGAGUUAUAUUUUGCAUCAUAGUCGACAAAGAAUGAAGAUCUUAGACCAGGUCUGAUUUUGUUUUUGAUGUGAAAUGUGAACGUAAUAUUCUAAUUUGAGAGAAAGAUAUAAAUUCAGACAUAGAAUCUUGCUUCUCACCUCGUUCACGACAGUAGAAUAUAUUGCUAAUUGUAAAGUUGUCAUCUCAAUAGACUUCUCAACAGUUUUAAAACAAACAAACAAAUAAAUAACUGAUUAAUUAUAAAUCAUUAUCACUUUCGACUUUCCAUCACACCCAGAAACAAGAGGAGGGCACGAGGAACAGUUACACACAUCACAGUGCUUCAUCUACAGCAAAGAUCAAAGAGAGAUGCAAGGUCUUAUUAAGUAAGGUCAGCUUAUUCCGACUUCCAAAGUGGUUUAACCCGCAUAGAUUCCCAGGGUAUUGCGGGCAAGGGAUUCAGAUCUACCAGCGACAUCAUUCUCGCCUGAAUCUCUAUCGCAGCAACGUCCGAUCUGAUUCUCAGUUCCUAAGCACAAA